This is a messenger RNA of Clonostachys rhizophaga, 309 nucleotides long. Lineage: Eukaryota; Fungi; Ascomycota; Sordariomycetes; Hypocreales; Bionectriaceae. The record is from the annotation of a GenBank genome assembly.
AUGCGAUCAUUUGCAUUUCUUCUGUUAGCUGCUGGCGCGAUGGCCGGCACUGCACCGGCAUUCCCUAUUGGAGUUGUCUAUUCAGAAAACAACUACCAGGGAGAUACACAGAUCGUGUCAGUUGAUAAUUGUACUAAACUCGACGAACGCCUACGCGGCAAGGUCAACUCUGUCCUGCUGUCAGAAGGGGCAUUCUGCUUGACAUAUACCGAUGAGGGGUGUGCGGCAGAAAAUGUGGUAGGAGAGUAUCAGGAAAGCGUUGGUUCUACGGAACCACUGGCUGUAGUGGCUGUAUCUUGCCACAACUGA